UGACUAAAUGUGAGUCCAUUUAAUGUAUUUUCUAGGUGGUUGCCUGAGCGGUUCGAUCAGAGGUGUUUGUAUGCAUCGCAUGUGCAGCAGCAUCUUCACGGCCUCUCCGCAUGUCAUUUGAUCAGAGCAGAAAACAACAGUCUCCAGGCAACGCCUGAAACAAAACAUCCUGUAGCAUGGCUGCAGCUUCGAAUCCCUUCUCGUCUCUUCCCACAGAGAUAAAAGUGAUCAACAGGCUGAGCUCUGGUCUGUGCAGAGCAGGAAGGAGGGAUGAGCCGGGAACUGGACGUGUGGCCUCUCAGAAGCCCGUUGCCCUGGCUCCGUUUAGAGACGAUGUCCCCCUGCUGGACCCCUGCAGCGGCCAUCUGAGCGCAGGAGCCAGAGUGCAGCUUGGGAUCCAAAGCCGGACAGAGUUUAUAGAUCCGUUUUCACAGUGGCUCAGGAAAAGGCCUCAAACAACUGCCAGCCUUUCAGUCCAAGGUUCAGCCGUUCCCACUCAGUCACAGAGGACAGCAGCAACGCUCUGCAGCCUCCCUGAAAAACACGCCGGGCAUCUGGCCUCCUCCUCUUCGUCGGCCUGCUGCUCGUGCAGCGAUGACUCAGCGGCGCUCCGACGCUACAUUUACACUUCUUCCACUCAGAGGAGCUAUGAGGAGGUGAACUGGGGAAUGAAGUUCUCCAGAUCCCCAAAUGCAGCUGGAGCGACCCUGGAGCGCCGGGCCGACCCUGUGAGCGAGCGGACCUCAUCACGGCGCUACAGCAGCAGGCCUCAGCUGUGGCAGUCUGCAGGCGCUGAGUGGAACCGGCGACAACUUCGACGCAGGAACGACGCCAGGAAACCCAUUUCAUUCUGCAGCAGAUAUGCAAGAUCAGGUCAAAUCCCUUCAUUUACCAGAACAACUGGCUCAGAGAACAUGGACGACAUUGACAACAUGGAGGCAGAUUUCCAGCCUCUAACAGUGAAGAGGAGCGUCACUCCGUCGUACACACCGACAGCGCAUCGGACCACAAUGCCAGCCUUCACAGGCAAAGGCGUCCAUGCUCCCCCUGCUGCUGAGGAGGUCUCCAUCUCUGGAGUGACCCGAGGACGUGAGCGUGCGGCGCCGCUGUCCAGGAUGGUGACCUCUGUGACCCCGUGUAACCCCUACCUGAGCGCCCGGCUUCCUGCCUGGAGAGGCUUCAGCCCCGUGAAGAUGAGAAAGUUCUGAAGCAUCAUCUUCCUCUUUAUGCCGUCCAAUCAGUUUGUGUGAAUAAAACGUCAGAAACUGAUCCGGAGUCAGUGGGAGAAUAAUGAGUUUCUCCAUUAUCAUAAUUUCCCUGAUUUAGAUGAGUGGUUUUCUAACUCUGGGUGCCGAGCGUUUGCAUUGUCCUCGUAUACAUUUGCUCUCUUACAGACGCACUCAGUCGUUAAGAGUGUGUGUGUGUGUGUGUGGGGGGGGGGUAUAAAUGGAUGGCAGUAAAUUGUUUCCAAUCCACCAUCUUUGUGUUUGAAGCAGCAGGUUUGGUGCUGCUGCUGCAGUUUGUGGUGCGAUCUUCUUCUUCUUCUUCUUCUGCUGCUGCUGCUGCAGCUGCCAGCAGUCGCAUCAUUCUGAGGCAAACAUAUUGUGUAGAGAUUAUUAUGAAGUUCCUGCCAGCUAUAUCUUUAUGUCUGUGGUUUGAGCAGCUUCGCGCUUACACAGGAAAUAGGAAUGAGCUGGUUUUCCUGUUUCUCUUCAUCUAUAGUUUGUUUAGAUUUGCUCUUGGAGGGAUUUCUACACCAACACGCUGCUGAUUUGGUGUCAGCUUGGAGACUCAUCUCACAUUUACCACACUAUUUGUUUUGGGGUGGGAAUAAAACAGGGCAGUUUCAUACU
Messenger RNA from Poecilia latipinna (sailfin molly), 1853 nucleotides. RefSeq names its product sperm microtubule inner protein 7 (gene spmip7). Bases 177 to 1208 code for a protein of 343 amino acids. NCBI's taxonomy places the organism in Eukaryota, Metazoa, Chordata, Actinopteri, Cyprinodontiformes, Poeciliidae. The transcript has 9 exons. The record is from RefSeq and is a predicted model, not a curated record.